AUGCGACGAACGACUCGCAGUCUCAUAGUCAACGCCGUCUUGUUCUGGACCGUGCUGUUUCUCAUCAUCUACGCCAACCAUGAUUGGGGCUCGACUACCAAGACCUUUGCGUGGUCUAAAAUCCACUACAAGACCUCCUCCGCCACCCUGCCUGAGCCUCGCGGCAGCUGUCCCGGCUUGGAAGAGAACACAAAGCCCGCACUAGUGGUGGCAAGAGUUGGCGCCGAGGACCGUUCAUGGCUUGACGCUCUAGCAGCCUCUUACCAUCUGUGCGUCUACAGGACCGACCAUCAGGACGUGACCUCGUGGCAUCUGCAAGUGCCCGCGAACCGGGGCCACGAAGCCAUGGCAUACCUCACCUUCCUUAUCGACAACUACGAACGCCUUCCUGCGGCCGGCGCCGUCUUUGUUCACGGCUCACGCUGGGCAUGGCACAAUGACGCUCCUGAUUACGACAAUGCAGCUCUCUUGGCGACCUUGAAUGUUUCGGCUGCCCUCGCCCCGUUCGGAUACCACAAUCUACGGUGCGACUGGAGCGCCAGCACCUGCUCCCCGACUGAGGCGCCGGCGCAGGGCAGCCUGGAAACGCUGACGCGCUCUGUGCUCGAGCCGUGGAAUUUGCGCUUGGUGUCAGAUCGGGCAUUACCACAGGCGAUCGUGGAUCUGUUCGGCGGCCACGAUGAAGCAGAUGGCAAGACGGGCUCUUCCAAGUUGUCUCUGGGACGGACGGAUGCCAUUCGAUCGCAGUGCUGCGCGCAGUUUGUUGUUUCCCGGGAGCGCAUGCGGCAACAUUCCCGCGACGAAUAUAUCGCUCUCCGACAGUGGCUGCUGGACGAAGGCAGGAGUGCAGCACCGCCUGACGACCGCAUCGCCGGCCGGAUCCUGUCAUAUAUAUGGCAUAUCUUGUUCAUGCCGCAGGGUGAAUCUUCUUACAUCGAUCUGAAUCAACUGAAUUCAUUGGCAUGCCCGCCCGCCAAAGAAUGCUACUGCCGCUUGUACGGCCGCUGCAAUCUCGAAGGCUGCUCAACUCCUGGUCAUUGUCGUGGACAAUAUGUCUUGCCGCCGGACUUUCGAUUGCCGGAUGAUUGGGCGGUGAGACAUUCGUAA
Molecule: messenger RNA, 1107 nt
Organism: Fonsecaea multimorphosa CBS 102226
Lineage: Eukaryota; Fungi; Ascomycota; Eurotiomycetes; Chaetothyriales; Herpotrichiellaceae
Exons: 1
Coding region: 1-1107 (368 amino acids)
Source: RefSeq, a predicted model, not a curated record